Messenger RNA from Daphnia magna, 1325 nucleotides. RefSeq names its product chitin-binding domain protein cbd-1. The transcript has 10 exons. The coding region runs from base 250 to 1110 and encodes 286 amino acids. Gene Ontology annotation, molecular function: chitin binding. Lineage: Eukaryota; Metazoa; Arthropoda; Branchiopoda; Diplostraca; Daphniidae. Gene Ontology annotation, cellular component: extracellular region. The record is from RefSeq and is a predicted model, not a curated record.
AUAAUAUCUACCCUGCCAUGUGCCUGUUGGCUGAUGUCUAAAGCUCAUCUGGUGCUUUACCUCGGGUUCUUUCAGGUGUCGGUAACACCCGUAUAGGCUAUAGACAUCGUUAUCGGCAUAAAAAGUGAUUUGUUUGUCAAGACUUGUACAGCUUAUCUAUGAAGUGAUGAAAAUCUUAUGUGGCACAGCUCCAUUGGAAAUGUGAUGCAGUUUCCUUGUUAGAAUACUGCAACGAUCGCAAGAGAAAAGAUGGAAAAGUACUUGUUAGUCGCUCUUGCGCUAACCAUCAGCCUCUUUCAGGUUGGAAAUUGCGGUGUCGUCAAACAAUCGGGGAAAAGAAUAGCACCAGGGGGGAUAGUUUAUUCGGAGCAACGCAAGGAAUUUACCUGCUCAGGAGGUGACGGCUACUAUGCAUCCCCUGGCGAAUGCACGAAUGUGUACUACUAUUGUGAAAAUGGCCUUGCUGAAGCUCAGACAUGUCCAGAAGGUGAAGUGUUCGACCCGGUCACUUUCGUUUGCAUUACUUCUAAUCAAGCUUCAUGCAAUCAAGAAUUCGACUGCCCUUCUGACGGCAUAUUUCCAUACCCUGAUGCCUGUACCAACUUGUAUUAUAUAUGCAGUGGUGGACAGUUUUAUAUUGAGUAUUGUCCCGAAAACUUUGUUUUCGAUCCGAUAACUCUGAAGUGCGUGCCAAAGGGAAGUGCAUCUUGUUCGCCCACUACCACAGAAUUACCCACAACUGUAACUGAGACGCCAACGACUGAAGCUGAGGCGCCAACAACUGAAACUGAGGCGCCAACGACUGAAGCUGAGGAGCCAACGACUGAAGCUGAGGUGCCAACGACUGAAACUGAGGUGCCAACUGAGAUCUUCUUUAUUAUGGAACCGUUACAGCCAUAUAAGAUGUUGACAUCAACCAAAUUUACUUGCCCCAGUGAUCAACAUGGGCUUUACGCAAAUACCUGUACCACAUACUACGAAUGUAUAGCUGGUGUGCCGUACCUACGAAGCUGCCCCAAAUGCACCGGCAUUCGUUUGCUUGGGUCUUUACCGACCUGCGCUUACCUUUACGACAACGAUCCUUGUUAUUCUGAAAACACCUGCCCCUAGCUUUGCGAGUAUGCCAGCCAAGGUAGAGGGCAGCCAUUCCCACUGAACUGGAACUCCGCAGAGAUGGCAUAGUUGCAAAUGCGUAAGAAAGAUGUGUCUUAAUUUGGUUUAAUAUAACGAAAACAGUGCUGUUACCGCACCAACCUAAUUUAUGGUUUUUAACGUUUAAAUAAAAAACUAUAAGACCAAUAGAAAAAUAAACCUGAUUUUCGUGA